This is a messenger RNA of Triticum turgidum subsp. durum (durum wheat), 3927 nucleotides long. The record is from the annotation of a GenBank genome assembly. NCBI's taxonomy places the organism in Eukaryota, Viridiplantae, Streptophyta, Magnoliopsida, Poales, Poaceae.
AUGGACGCGACGGCGGAAAUCCACAAUGUCGCCAGCAUGCGGCGCGACAGCGGGUCCAUAUGGCGGCGCGGGGACGACGUGUUCUCGCGAUCGUCCAGGGACGAGGACGACGAGGAGGCGCUGCGCUGGGCCGCGCUCGAGAAACUGCCCACCUACGACCGCGGAGCGGCGGCGGGGAAGGGGGUCGUGGACGUGCACGGCCUCGGGCCGCGCGAGCGCCGGGCUCUCCUCGAGCGCCUCGUGCGCGUCGCCGACGAGGACAACGAGCGCUUCCUGCUCAAGCUCAAGGACCGCCUCGAGCGGGUUGGGAUUGAAAUGCCGACGAUCGAGGUGCGGUUCGAGCGCCUGGUGGCGGAGGCGGAGGUCCGGGUCGGCAACAGCGGCCUCCCCACCGUCCUCAACUCCAUCACCAACACGCUCGAGGAAGCGGCCAACGCGCUGCGCAUACUCCCCAACAGGAAGCGGACCAUGCCCAUCCUCCACGACGUCAGUGGCAUCAUCAAGCCACGCAGGAUGACACUCCUGUUGGGCCCACCUGGGUCCGGCAAGACCACCUUGCUGCUCGCCUUGGCCGGGAGGCUCGACAAAGACCUCAAGGUCUCAGGCAAUGUUACCUACAACGGGCACGGGAUGGAGGAGUUUGUGCCGGAGAGGACGGCGGCGUACAUAAGCCAGCACGACCUCCACAUAGGGGAGAUGACCGCGUCUUCAAUGGGAGGUCUGGAGGCCAAUGUGAACACAGACUAUAUACUGAAGAUAUUAGGACUAGAGAUGUGUGCAGACACGAUGGUUGGGGACGAGAUGCUGAGGGGCAUCUCUGGUGGACAACGGAAGCGUGUUACAACUGGUGAGAUGCUAGUUGGGCCGGCCAAGGCGCUCUUCAUGGACGAGAUCUCAACUGGGCUCGACAGCUCAACUACAUUCCAGAUUGUAAACUCACUCAGGCAAUCUGUGCACAUCCUUGGUGGCACAGCCGUCAUCUCCCUGCUGCAGCCGGCCCCUGAAACGUACAACUUAUUUGAUGACAUUAUCCUCCUCUCUGAUGGCCAAGUCGUGUACCAGGGCCCUCGUGAGGACGUGCUUGAAUUCUUUGAGUCUGUGGGGUUCAAGUGUCCUGAGAGGAAGGGCAUCGCUGACUUCUUGCAAGAGGUGACUUCGAAGAAAGAUCAAAAGCAAUACUGGGCGCAGGGUGAUGAGCCCUACAGGUUCGUGCCGGUUAAGGACUUUGUGCGUGCAUUCCAGUCAUUCCACACCGGGAGAGCUAUAAGAAAGGAGCUCGCAGUGCCAUUCGACAAGAGCAAGAGCCAUCCAGCAGCAUUGACAACUACGAGGUAUGGUGUGAGUGGCACGGAGCUGCUAAAGGCAAACAUUGACAGGGAGAUCCUCCUCAUGAAGAGGAACUCUUUCGUCUACAUGUUUAGAACCUUCCAGCUGAUCCUCAUGUCAUUUAUUGCAAUGACGCUCUUCUUCCGUACAAAGAUGAAGCGUGACUCGGUAACAAAUGGGGGCAUCUACAUGGGGGCACUCUUCUUUGGUGUGCUCAUGAUCAUGUUCAAUGGCUUCUCUGAGCUUGCACUCACCGUCUUUAAGCUACCUGUGUUCUUCAAGCAGAGAGAUCUCCUUUUCUACCCAGCAUGGGCCUACACAAUACCCUCAUGGAUCCUCAAGAUCCCAAUAACAUUUGUUGAGGUUGGCGGUUAUGUUUUCAUAACAUACUAUGUCAUGGGGUUCGACCCAAAUGUAGGCAGCUGGGAUAAAAUAUUGAAUAGCACGGCCUCAAACGAGACCCUUGGAGUGCAAGUCCUGAAGUAUCGCGGAGUGUUUCCAGAAGCAAAGUGGUACUGGAUCGGUUUGGGUGCAAUGCUCGGGUACACCUUGUUGUUCAAUGCUCUCUUCACUCUUGCCCUUACAUAUCUGAAGGCAUACGGUAACUCCCGUUCGUCGGUAUCUGAAGACGAACUGAAGGAGAAGCAUGCCAACCUGAACGGUGAGGUUCUGGACAUUGAUCGCCUGGAAUCACCAAGCAAUGAUGGGCCGAUACGAAUGAACACUGGAAAUGACUCAGCAAUAGUCGAAGAGAAUUCUAGCCCCAUGCAAAGGGGAAUGGUGCUUCCAUUUCUCCCGCUUUCACUCACGUUUGACAACAUCAGAUACUCUGUUGACAUGCCACCGGAAAUGAAAGCACAAGGCGUAGUUGAAGACCGAUUGGAGCUCCUCAAAGGUGUUAGUGGAUCUUUCAGGCCAGGGGUACUGACUGCCCUGAUGGGUGUCAGUGGUGCUGGCAAGACUACUCUGAUGGAUGUGUUGGCAGGGAGAAAGACAGGUGGGUACAUUCAAGGAAACAUCAGCAUUUCAGGAUACCCGAAGAAACAAGAGACCUUUGCACGCGUAUCAGGAUACUGCGAACAGAAUGAUAUCCACUCUCCGCAGGUGACAGUCUAUGAGUCGCUGCUUUUCUCAGCGUGGCUCCGUCUUCCCGAGGAUGUUGAUUCAAACAAAAGAAGGAUGUUCAUCGAGGAGGUGAUGGAGCUUGUGGAGCUCAAGCCUCUGAAAGAUGCAUUGGUUGGUCUACCGGGAGUGAAUGGUCUGUCAACUGAACAGAGGAAGAGGCUGACCAUUGCUGUGGAGCUCGUUGCUAAUCCUUCUAUCAUUUUCAUGGAUGAGCCAACCUCCGGACUUGAUGCCCGAGCAGCCGCAAUCGUGAUGAGGACAGUGAGGAACACUGUUGAUACUGGUAGAACUGUGGUUUGCACGAUUCAUCAACCUAGCAUUGACAUAUUUGAAGCAUUUGAUGAGCUAUUCCUGAUGAAGCGAGGUGGAGAAGAGAUCUAUGCUGGUCCAUUGGGCCAUCAUUCUGCAGACUUAAUCAAUUACUACGAGGGCAUUCAUGGAGUCAGCAAAAUUAAAGAUGGCUACAAUCCAGCAACAUGGAUGUUGGAAGUGACAACGAUCGGUCAAGAACAGAUGCUAGCCAUUGAUUUCAGUGACAUAUACAAGAAAUCUGAACUCUACCAGAGAAACAAGGCAUUGAUAAAGGAACUAAGCCAACCCGCGCCGGGUUCAACUGAUCUGUAUUUCCCUACCCAGUACUCGCAGUCUUCGAUCACACAAUGCAUAGCUUGCCUGUGGAAGCAGAACCUGUCAUACUGGAGGAACCCUCCUUACAAUGCCGUUAGGUUCCUUUUCACUACUGUGAUUGCUCUCCUCUUCGGCACCAUCUUCUGGGACCUUGGUGGCAAAAUGAGCCAGUCACAAGACUUGUUCAACGCCAUGGGGUCAAUGUAUGCUGCAGUGCUGUUCAUCGGUAUUAUGAACUGUACUUCGGUUCAACCAGUGGUGGCUGUGGAGAGGACAGUCUUUUACCGUGAAAGAGCAGCCGGCAUGUACUCAGCAUUCCCGUACGCAUUUGGCCAGGUUGUCAUUGAACUCCCAUACACACUCGCUCAGGCUACCGUACACGGAGUCAUAGUUUACUCGAUGAUUGGGUUUGAGUGGACAGCUCCUAAAUUCUUCUGGUACCUCUUCUUCAUGUACUUCACGCUGCUCUACUUCACAUUCUACGGCAUGAUGGCUGUUGGCUUGACACCCAACUACCACAUCGCCUCAAUCGUCUCGUCAGCAUUCUACGCCAUCUGGAAUCUCUUCUCAGGUUUCAUCAUCCCCCGACCAAAAGUUCCAAUCUGGUGGAGAUGGUAUUGCUGGGUAUGCCCCGUAGCGUGGACACUGUACGGGCUGGUUGUCUCACAGUUCGGUGAUGUCACAACGCCGAUGGAGGACGGCACUCCCGUGAAAGACUUUAUAGAGGGCUACUUCGACUUCAAGCACAGCUGGUUAGGUUAUGUUGCUACGGUGGUCGUGGCGUUCGCGGUGCUGUUUGCCUUCUUGUUCAGUUUUGCCAUCAUGAAGCUCAACUUCCAGAAGAGGUAG